UUCAGUUUCUAAUCGGGGUCUUCCAUCGACGCUGUUGUCCUGACUGCUUAUGAUCCCUUAUUUAAAGUUGAAGCUGACGAAGGUUUUUCUGCUACUUCUGGGAAAGGAAGAAGUUUGUUACCUCACCUUCAAUGGACCAUUCAGCUCUUUUGGCUCUCAAAUACAUCAGUUGAUUUGCAUCAUUCGUCUUUACAAGACAGUUGUGACUCAGGUUUCUUGAGGAAGGGAGUUCUCCACUGAAUUUCAGUGGUUGAGCUGUUACGUUUUGACUAGUCUUCACCGCCAUCAUUUCCGCGAAAGUGCAUUCUGCAGACAGUUUGGCAUGGGUAGGAGACGCAAACAGAAGGAGGAAAUUCAAGAUUGAGAGCGUAAAAGCCGGGAGAAAAACCAUCCUGAGGACCUCCAUAUGGACUAUGGUGCCUUUGCUUACGCUUCCAAGGCUCUCAGCGAGUUGUUCCAAAAGCGAUCGUUCGAACGCGAUCGUUCGUACGUUUGUGUACGCCCCAAGUACUCCACUGCUUCCGAGAAACUGAGCUAAAGAAUCAGAAACUCUAGAAGGUGGAUUUGGGUACAUUAUAUCAUGAUCUGCAAGCAGUUGUCUUUUGGUGAAUGGUUCAUGUUGGCAAACAAAUGCUACAGGAAAAUUUACAGCAUUUCAGAUGAUUAAUUCCAUUUAUGGUUUACGUCACAGAACUUUUAAGACUGUUGAGGCGAGAUGUAACUGUUUUCGGUUCCUGGCGCGAAAAAAAUGCAAGGCGUUCUACUCAUACUUUUGAUUUUCAAAACAGGAUAACAGCACGAUUCUGUCCAUAAUAAGGUCAAAAACCCUGAAGGGGGUCGUCUGAAGCCGGCCUUUGAAGUUUUAUCUAGAUUAGUCAGUCUGUUUGUCAUGUGUUCUUUUCUCACGAUACUAUAUAUAUCCAUUACACUAUCCCAAAGUCUAGAGAUUCAACUUAAUUUAAAUUGAAUGAUAUACGCUGAUCUAACAGACCAAAGACAAUAACUGAAUACAAGAACAUAAUUAAUUUGAGGCCAUUUCGCAGAGGCUUGUCACUUAUCGAGCAAAGCUAUGACAACAACUUUAAUCUUGCUCGUGUAAUGUUACGAAUUACAAAUGUUUGAUUUGUUAACCUGAAUUGCAUUUAUUAAGACGAAAAUGAAUAGGAAAAAAAUUGCUAUAAAGUACUUAGAUCUAUCCUCUGGUUUGGGUUUUUCAUCAGUGAGCAGAAUUUUUUUAGGAUUAAUAUUUUUGCGGGUUCUCUUUUCUCGGUCGAAGUUUACCAGCUUGAUGCGUCCCUUCAUUUCGUGAGCAAUGCCAAGGCAUUUGGCAAAUGAAUCAUGAAAACAAGAUACGUAGACUCUGCCUUUGAGUCCAGUGGAGAGAAAUUUUCCAAAAGCUAUUCCUAUAUGUAGCCUGGGUUGAUGACGUAAAUUGGCCACCGUACAGAGUUGCUAAAGCUGAAAUUUUAAGAGUAAUACCCCUUCCUCAUUCGCUCUGUCGAAGAGGUAAAGUUCGAAACGUCAGCUAAAGUUAACCGAUUAACGUCAUCAGCUCAGUUAAUAAAACAAAAUUGUCUUGUAGUAACCCCCAAAUGACAGAGUAGGAUAGUGUACAAUUGAACAAUGCAUUUAAGACAAACCUGAUCAUUUCAACAGGAGCGAAACCGCUAUCAUUGAGAAUAGUGCCCCUGAGGCUCUAUGGGGGGGGGGGGAGGGGGCGCUUUUAGGAGAUUCACGUGGCUUUGUUAUUAAACUGAGUUCAUGUAUGAAACAUUCUUCACACUACCAUGACUUUCUUAUACUGAUUUCACGUUUGUACCUCAAUGAUACAAAUGAAACUAGGAGCGAAUGAUAAAAACGUGUAGAUAAGGUGCCUAAUCAGUUUCAUAUUGCUAAAAAAAAUUCCCUUCCUUUUUUUUUUUUUCUUUUCUUUGUUUUCUUUUGUGUUCGUCUCUUAUCUGCUUUGUUUUGUUUUUGUUUUUCUAAGGAAGGGAGAGGUAGGCGGAGGCAAAGCGACAUAAACUUUCAUGUUUUAACAGGAGGUAAAGAGCUCGUGGUUUGUGAAAUUUAACGAUUGAUUAAAUUGAACCAUGAAGUGACGCACAUCAAUGCACUUAGAGCUUUCUUCUGGCAAGUUCAGAAAACGAAAAAAAAAAAAAAAACAAAUAAAGCACCAGUUGAUUAGGAUUAAAAAAAAAGAAAAAAAAGAAAAAAGAAACAGAAACCUUCAAGCUGACUAGUUAAUAAAGCACUGGAAAGCAAAAAUGUACGAUAUCUACUGGAAAGUAAUUUUCAGCAACCCCUGUGACGUCACAGAUGCAGCAGCUCUGUGCUAAAGCACGUUUCAGCAUUUUCGCUUUCAUUCGUUGCAGUUUAAACUCUUGAUUGAUUCUAACACAAUUUCGCCCUGUAUUGACGUAAAUCAAAGGAACGGAAGACAAAAUAUUUCUUGUUACAAUUCCUACGGUCCUACACGCCUUGCUUUGAGCUGUUAUUACAGUUGUUGAGGAACUUGAGCGAAGGCGUGUGGAAAGACAACUAUCAUUCGCGUCAUGAAUCUUUCUUCGAAUGAAUUUCAUUUUGAUGAUUGCCUUCUUCCAGUUUCUCACGUAAUUGCGUUAAUUCCAAUUAACAUUUUAUCAAGUAUCGUCGGAACCAUCGGAAAUUCUUUGGUGAUCGCCACAGUUUAUACCAACAAGAGCUUACAGAUUAUUUCCAACUUCUGGUUGGCGAGUAUGGCUGUGGCCGAUUUGAUGGUCACUGCCUUGGGUCAGCCACUGCUCAUAGCAUUCUGGGGGCUUCAUGUGAACCACGAAUGCAACGAGGUGGUGUCCGAAGCAUUUCGUCUUGUGGGAAAUAUGUCGUGUUCAGCUUCAAUUCUUCACUUGUGUUUUAUCAGUAUCGAUCGCUGUCUCCUUAUCGUCCCACCAGUUCAAAGUAAAGCAAUCCGAACUGUGAAGAGGUUUAAGUUAGCGUUGCUUAUCGUUUGGAUUUUUCCGGUUAUUUAUAGUCUUUUGCGAUUAACAGUGAGCAAGAAAGCAACGUCCUAUUUUACCGUCUUUGCCGCUGAUGUAUGUUACUUGACCAUCAUUUGCUGCUACAUAUUAAUUAUCAUGAAGGUUUGGAAUCGUGACAAUGUUCGUAGUCACGCAAGACAGAGUGCCUCCCAAUUGGUUGAACGUCGCGUGACAGUCACGGUGGCUGUUGUUGUCGUGGUGUUCACAGUUUGUUGGAUUCCAAUAAUGUACCUUCGCAGUGCCUAUGCCCAGAGUAAUGUUGGAGUAGUAUACAACUGGGCGAGGACACUGGCUUUAAGCAAUUCUGCAAUGAAUCCGUGGGUCUAUUGCUUCCGUAUGGAAGAAUUCCUUGUUAAUUACAAACGACUCCUGAAGUGUGGCUUUAGAAACAAGCGUGACGGAAGCACCAUGAAUGAACUUAAUUUAGCGAUAACAGUCAAUUCAAUCGUUUUAAUGUAAAUGCCAUUGUUGUAGAGUCAGUUACCUGAUGCGGCCAACAUUCCAAAUGGUCUGCGUAGAACUUAUUUUGCUGAUUAUGAGCGGGUUUGUUGUUGUUUUUUUUUUUCGGUAAAUUCACUGCCAGAGUACUUGUAGCUGUGUCUGAAGUCGAGGUUUCCUGUCCAACUUUCAAAGUUAGACAGAAAGCCUCGAGUUUAGACACAUAUACACGCGCAGUUUAAAUUAAAAUUGCAUUUUUACUGAUUUUUUUCCCCCAUUUUUUCCUCUUGUACAUGUCUCGAGGAGACGAACAAUAGAAAUUGGUAAAGAAUCCUAAAAAUUGAAAAUGGAAUCAACGAAAGAAUAUUUCCUUUCUGUCUCGCAUUCAUGUGCUGAGCCUAAUGUCUAUAAACACAAAAAUAUGAUCCAAUAUUUCCUCAGCCUUAAUUUUCCUUUUUUAAGAUGUGUUUUUAAUUUCCUUUUCCUUUUUUCGGUUAAUUCGAAGCAUACCACAAAGAAAAAAAUAAUUGAAUCAUUACCAGGGGAGAUCAAAAGUCUAAACUUUCUCUAUAAAAUCAAUACUGGCAUCAAGAUCACAAAUUAUGGAGAUAUCGACAAAGGUAGUCAGCGAACAUGCCGACUGGAAGUAAAACAAAUUAAAAUCAGGCAGAAACACAAGCGACUUCAAAACUAUAUCAGUUGUUGUUGUAAUUUCUUGACCACUCAAUUUGAAAGCUCAGCGGAAACAGAUUUGGCUGAUAAUAUCACUCAUUUCCACAAUAACAAAAAUAAAAGGUUCUCAGAGAUCAAUACAAAGCAAAAACAAUGGUAUGAUAUGGAGUGUUUACGUAAAUUCAGUUAUCUUUUAUUUCAAUUUACUGCUUCUAGGAUCAAGAUAACAAAACGAAAACGAAUUUAAAGGACCGUACACAAAUGAGAAAAGACUUAAGGCAUUCAAAGUUAAAAAAAAAUAAAUAAAAAAUUAUCAAAAAAAAAUCAUCUAAAAAAAUGACAUAUAUUUUAAUUCCACUUACUCGAGGUUGCGCCCUUUGGGUCAAGGAGAUAAUUCCUGAAUUUUAAGCAUUUGUAGUAUGUCCUAAAUUUAAAUAAAAACUUGGCCAAACUAUU
Stylophora pistillata is the source of this 4583-nucleotide messenger RNA. Its product is annotated as 5-hydroxytryptamine receptor 1B-like. Gene Ontology annotation, cellular component: plasma membrane; dendrite. Gene Ontology annotation, biological process: G protein-coupled receptor signaling pathway, coupled to cyclic nucleotide second messenger; chemical synaptic transmission. NCBI's taxonomy places the organism in Eukaryota, Metazoa, Cnidaria, Anthozoa, Scleractinia, Pocilloporidae. The record is from RefSeq and is a predicted model, not a curated record. Gene Ontology annotation, molecular function: neurotransmitter receptor activity; G protein-coupled serotonin receptor activity.